Molecule: messenger RNA, 2116 nt
Organism: Selaginella moellendorffii
Lineage: Eukaryota; Viridiplantae; Streptophyta; Lycopodiopsida; Selaginellales; Selaginellaceae
Product: ACT domain-containing protein ACR6
Exons: 7
Coding region: 345-1856 (503 amino acids)
Source: RefSeq, a predicted model, not a curated record
UUGAUUUUUAAAGAGCCCAGCAUCGCCAGAAGAGACGAAGAGGAACAACAUACAGGGGCUAGGGAAGAAUGUCCGUUUCUUCUCGAUGGGAGCGCCUUGAUUUCGUCGUCAGUAGCUGGGCACAGCGCGGCAUGGCGGGAGCUCUCAUCGUUUGUGUAGAUUUUCGUUCGGAUCUGUGCGGGAUCGCGGGCCGGACGAGGCCCCUCGCUCGCGUCAUUCGCUCGCUGGUCUAAGCCGACCUAGGGGACUGGGAUCGGCAGUAAUCUCUGCUGCUCGGCCGCGCGCUCGAUAUUUUGGGCGCUUCCUUUCAGCGAUCAAUCGGUCAGUCGUCGAAAUCGAUCGCCAUGGUCGUGGUCACCGCGGGUCGAGGCUGGGCGUAUUUCGAUCCGGAGUAUGAGUCGCUCAACGCGAGCUUGAAUCCACCGAGGGUCGUGAUCGAGAAUGCGGCAUUUACAGGUGCGACGGUGAUCAAGCUGGACAGCGUCAAUCGCCAUGGAAUCUUGUUGGAGGUUGUCCAAGUCUUGACUGAUCUCGAUCUCUUCAUCAGCAAGGCCUAUGUUUCGUCCGACGCUGGCUGGUUCAUGGAUGUAUUUCACGUAACCGAUAUCGACGGGAACAAGAUCACCGACGAGGAAGUUCUCAAGUUCAUCCAGGAGUCGCUGGAGAAGAAAGCGGCAGAGAUGCCUUGGAUUGGAUCCAAGUGCUCCAAUCCAUCAAAGGUAUGCUCCGCUGAGGGAGGAGAGAUCACCCGCGUCAGCCUGGGAACAGGUCCUCACCAACACACUGCGAUUGAACUUUCAGGCCCCAACCGACCAGGCCUGCUGUCCGAGGUCUUCUCAACGCUCAGCAGCAUGAACUGCAACGUCCGCUCCGCCGCCGUGUGGACACAUAACCUCAGAGUCGCCGGCAUGAUCUUCGUGGAUAACGCUUGCAGCAGCGGUGGCCCCAUUGAGGACUGUGACAAACUUAAAGACAUCAAGGACCGGCUGUGCCGCGUGAUCCGUGCCAACGACGGCGAGCGAGGUGGCGGUGCCGGCAGGACGGCCGAAUUUUUCUCGGGUUUGACACACAUGGAGCGGAGGCUACACCAGAUGAUGUCCGCUGACGAAGAUCACUGCGGCGAAAGUCGCGAGCUCGAGGGACGACUUUGCGACGAGACGGAGCAGCGCACGGUAAACGGGAAAGGCAGACCCACUGUUACGAUCCGGAACUGCGUCGAGCGGGGCUACUCAGUAGUGAACAUUCACUGCCAGGACCGCUCCAAGCUCCUCUUUGACACUGUUUGCACGCUGACAGACAUGGACUACAUGAUCUUCCACGCCACCAUCCUCUCCGAGGGGUACUUUGCCUAUCAGGAGUUCUACAUUCGUCACACUGACGGCUGCACGCUGGAGACGGACGACGAAAGGCAGCGGCUCAUAAAGCGCCUGGUUGCCGCGAUUCAAAGGCGAUUCCCUGAGGGGCUGCGGCUGGAGCUUUGCACCUAUGACCGGGUGGGGUUGCUCUCGGACGUGACCAAAGUCUUUCAUCGCCACGGCCUGUGCGUCACCCGGGCCUACAUCUCCACCACACGGGCCGGCACGGUAGCCAACACCUUCUACGUCACGGACGCGGCCUCCGGCGACGCCGUGGACAUGAGAACCGUGGAAGCCAUCCGCGAGGAGCUCGGGCAGGCCAUGCUCAACGUGAGGAGCGCCCCGGUUUGCCCCCAGCUGCUCGGCCUCGACGACUCGCCAUCGCCAAGGUUCUCGCUGGCGGCCUUCUUUAAGUUACACUCGGAGCGCAUUCUCUACAGCCUGGGCCUCAUCACCUCCAAGGACUCGGCCCCUUCCACAUCAAGAGCAGCGGCCUUGUAAAGAGUUUCGUUUGCUCUUGUCGACUGACCACCACCCGCGAGAUUGUACAGACGCAUUAUACCACCAUCGCCAUCGUCAUCAACUUCGCUUGACAAGGAUCUUUACUUCCUACACACGACGAUAUCAUUCCUCGAGUUAGAUCCACACCAAAGCAAGACAAAGAAAAUCACUACCUAUAGAAGAGAUAGAUCACUGUAACAUAUCCAUUUGCUCGUUCUAUAUCAAAAAGGUUGUAGCUACUCUAGCUACAAUAUACUUAA